UUACAGGCGGUUGAGAGACUAAGUGCUAGGGAUGUACACCUGCUAAGUAGUCCCAAAUACCUUUGAAGAAACACUAAAUUUCUUAUUAGUCUUCCUGCUUGUUCAGAAGAAUUUUACUGCUCUGAUUUCCUCCCGGGAUAGCAGCUUCCUGGUCUGGGAGCAUAUCACUCAAGACUGCCUGCUUUGCUCCCAAGGUGGGCUGAGUUAUUGUCUUACUUUUUAACUAAUUGGGUUUCAAGAUGGAAUCCUUCCUGUUUUUUACUAUGUUGUUUUGGGCUUGCAUGCUACAUUGCCCAAGUUGCAACAAAUCAUUUGUUUAGAGCUGGAGGAAGAAAAGCUAAGGGCUGUGGGGUUUUCAGGGCCUGAGUGAUGCCCAUUCCAGUGGGUAGUGAGACUGAGGUGGACUUAGUCCAGUUUUCUCCCCUCUUUCCCUCUGCUUCUCAUGCCCUCCUCUGCCAACAUCUCCUGCACCUCUCUGCGGUUCUACAACCUUCCAUUGAUGCAGCAGCUAAGCCUUCUCUCUCCAGUCAAACUUCAAUCUUGCUGGGCACUCCCAGUCAUAGUGGAGGCCUGCUACUGCCUGGCCCUUGGGCAGGAGGAGGUGGCUGACUUGCCACUCUUCUGUGUCCAGCGGAGGCAGGAGGCCCUGGGACAUGGGGGUACUUGCUUGGUACCUCCCAAGCUCAAAGAAUGUGCCUGUGAGAAGUGCAGGGAGCUGCUGAGGCCAGGUGAGUAUGGAGUGUUCGCAGUGCAUGCAGGAGAGCGGUGCUGCUGGCACCAGGCUUGUUUUGUCUGCCAGGCCUGUGGCCAGGCCCUGAUAAACCUCAUCUACUACCGUGAUGGGCAUCUCUACUGCAGCCAUCAUCACGCACAGCUGCUGUGGCCUCGUUGCCCAGCUUGUGACCAGCUGAUCUUCUCCCCACAGCGCACCGAGGCGGAGGGGCUGCGCUGGCACGAGAACCACUUCUGCUGCCAGGACUGCGCCAGGCCCUUGGGCAGGGGACGUUAUGUCCUGCAGGGGGGUGGAGGCCCCUGCUGCCCCAGCUGCUUUAAGAGUCGCUAUUCUGAUGUCAGCUCGAGCCCGGCCCCGACACUGGAGGGUACGGCUUCCCUUGGAGAGGAGAGGCUCGACAGAAGUGAGAGAGGGGACUGCGCCAAGCUGAACGCCGAGACUUUCUCCCAAGCAGCCCUUCUCGCCGUUGCGGAAAGCUCGGGUCUGCAAACCCAGGGGGCGCUGCGUGGAUCGAGGCCACAACAGCAGGUUAAAGCUGGGGGCAAGGCGGCGGCACCCAAAGGAUGGGAACAGGACUGUCUGGAGACGCCCCUUGAUCUCAAGGAGGACGCCUCCUGCCCCACGUGUUCCUUUUCCUCUGACUUUUUCUUAGGCUUUUUCUUAGGCCAGCGCUUUCCUGGGCCCUGGCCGACCCCCGGAAGCCUCCAAGCUGAGGACAGCGACACGUCCAGGAAGCACUGUGCCAUUUGCUAGUGGCGCAGUCCAGAGAUGGGGACGGUGUGUGGGGGGUGAUCUGUAAGGCGGUAGAGCGAGGCACU
This is a messenger RNA of Manis pentadactyla (Chinese pangolin), 1551 nucleotides long. It is a transcript of the gene PRICKLE4, whose product is annotated as prickle planar cell polarity protein 4. The record is from RefSeq and is a predicted model, not a curated record. NCBI's taxonomy places the organism in Eukaryota, Metazoa, Chordata, Mammalia, Pholidota, Manidae.